Molecule: messenger RNA, 729 nt
Organism: Nipponia nippon (crested ibis)
Lineage: Eukaryota; Metazoa; Chordata; Aves; Pelecaniformes; Threskiornithidae
Source: RefSeq, a predicted model, not a curated record
AUGGAGGCUUUUAUAGAAAUCUCUUUUGAAAUGUCUUUGAGGAGUAACGUCUGGUCACAAGCCUUCGGCUCCGGCGAGGUGGUGACGUGGGUUUCAGGGGGCAGCGGCGGCCUACGGGCGUGUUCCACGUUUGCGCAGUGGGACAAGGUAGAAAAUGGGCAAUGUGGGAAUGAAGGGGCCUUGGCUGCCCCCGGCGGCCUCCCGCUGUCCCCCGUGCUCAGUCUGCGGCCCUGCUCGCCACCCGCCGCCCUCUUCGGAGCAGCGGUUAACAAGAGCGAAGUGGAAUGCCUGAUCAAGCUCUUCGACGCGCUGGUGGCCAAGUCCAGCAGCCGCUUUGCUGCGGUCGGCUUUGACCGUAACAUGUUCAGAGACACUCUGCACAGCGCGUUUGGCAUGACGGAUGACAUGAUCAUGGACAGAGACUCUUUUGAGGUUUACGACCUGAAUGGUGAUGGAUACAUUUCAAGAGAGGAAAUGUUUCAAAUGCUGAAAAACAGCCUCCUUAAACAACCAUCAGAAGAAGAUCCCGAUGAGGGAAUUAAGGACUUGGUAGACAUAGCACUGAAGAAAAUGGACUAUGAUCGUGAUGGCAAGCUUUCUUUUAUGGACUUUGAAAAAGCAGUCAGAGAUGAAAAUCUUCUCUUAGAAGCCUUUGGACCAUGUUUGCCAGACAUAAAGAGCAGUAUGGUAUUUGAACAGAAAACUUUCCAGGAAACUCGUAAACUGUAG